CUCCCAUUAUCUGCAAUAUUCAAAAACUUUUGAAACACUGCAUGUCCAACAAAAUUUAUUUUUUGUGUGAAUGUAAGUUUUUAUUGAGGGUGCUGUUUUUUAACCCUAAUCUCUUGACCAAGAAUGAAACUAUUUAAAAAUUAAGAUGCCAACAGAUCACGAAGAGCCCUGUGGUCCCAGUCACAAGUCAUUUUGCCUGAAUGGGGGGAUUUGUUAUGUGAUACCUACUAUUCCCAGCCCAUUUUGUAGGUGCAUUGAAAACUAUACAGGAGCUCGUUGUGAAGAGGUUUUUCUCCUAAGCUCCAGCAUCCAAACUAAAAGUGACCUGUUUGCAGCUUUCAUGGCAGUGGCAGCCCUAGCAACACUUAUCAUUGGAGCCUUCUACUUCCUUUGCAGGAAGGGCCCAUUUCAGAGAGCAGGUUCAGUCCAGUAUGAUAUCAGCCUUGUGGAGAUGAGCAGGACCAGCGCCCACCACAGAAAUGGAUGACCUGGAGCUGGGGGAUCAGGAGAUGAUCCAGACUCCAAUCCUGCUGACCCAGAAAGUGACUCCACUGACCAGAGGACUGUCCCCAUCUGCAGGGAGUCUCAGCUCCCACAGCAUCAUGGCUAUGCUCGGAGGGUUUUGAUUUUCCUUUCCUUUUC
This is a messenger RNA of Cebus imitator (Panamanian white-faced capuchin), 642 nucleotides long. RefSeq names its product neuregulin 4 (gene NRG4). Gene Ontology annotation, molecular function: chemorepellent activity. The transcript is spliced from 6 exons. Gene Ontology annotation, biological process: nervous system development; intracellular signal transduction; animal organ development. The coding region runs from base 146 to 487 and encodes 113 amino acids. The record is from RefSeq and is a predicted model, not a curated record. NCBI's taxonomy places the organism in Eukaryota, Metazoa, Chordata, Mammalia, Primates, Cebidae.